This is a messenger RNA of Cyphomyrmex costatus, 552 nucleotides long. RefSeq names its product forkhead box protein O. Gene Ontology annotation, cellular component: nucleus. Bases 1 to 552 code for a protein of 183 amino acids. The transcript has a single exon. The record is from RefSeq and is a predicted model, not a curated record. Gene Ontology annotation, molecular function: DNA-binding transcription factor activity, RNA polymerase II-specific; RNA polymerase II cis-regulatory region sequence-specific DNA binding. NCBI's taxonomy places the organism in Eukaryota, Metazoa, Arthropoda, Insecta, Hymenoptera, Formicidae. Gene Ontology annotation, biological process: regulation of transcription by RNA polymerase II.
AUGAUGGAUUCGGUGCCGGUGACGGCGUCGGGGUCGAUGACUUCGUCGCAGCAACAGCAAGCACAGAAGAAGGGAGUCUCGUUCGAAUUCUCCACUUCGCCGGAUCUCGAGACCGGAUUUGAACCGCAGACUCGCGCGCGAUCCAACACAUGGCCGUUACCGCGACCAGAAGGAUACGUGGAGGGUAACGCGCCAACCGCGAAGGAGGGCGCCGAGGGCGGCACCCCGCCCCAUCAGGCGCAGCUCGGUUUGCUGCCGGUGAAGAAGAACUCGUCGAGGAGAAAUGCCUGGGGGAACCUGAGCUACGCCGAUCUGAUCACCCAGGCGAUCACCAGCGCGCCCGACCAGCGGCUCACCCUUUCGCAGAUCUACGAAUGGAUGGUCCAGAACGUCUCCUACUUCAAGGACAAGGGUGACAACAAUAGCAGUGCCGGUUGGAAGGUAAGUGAAUUUUUCCGCUCUCCUUCCCUCGAGUUCACGACCGUCGCGUUCGCCUCUGAGGCAGGCGGCAGGUCGCGGACGGGCUCGCUGCUUUGCCAAGAUCUAAUUUAA